Heteronotia binoei (common prickly gecko) is the source of this 638-nucleotide messenger RNA. Its product is annotated as paired mesoderm homeobox protein 2A-like. Gene Ontology annotation, molecular function: RNA polymerase II transcription regulatory region sequence-specific DNA binding; DNA-binding transcription factor activity, RNA polymerase II-specific. The transcript has 3 exons. The coding region runs from base 78 to 638 and encodes 186 amino acids. Gene Ontology annotation, biological process: regulation of transcription by RNA polymerase II. NCBI's taxonomy places the organism in Eukaryota, Metazoa, Chordata, Lepidosauria, Squamata, Gekkonidae. The record is from RefSeq and is a predicted model, not a curated record.
CCUCGUCCCUCGCCUGGCCCCGAGCGCCGCCAACUAUAUCAGCCGCCCGCCCCGUCGGCCCGGCGCAGCGGCGCUCCAUGUACCAAAUGGAUUACUCCUACCUGAACUCCUACGACUCCUGCAUGGCCGCCAUGGAGGCUUCGGCUUACGCCGACUUCAACUCCUGCAGCCAGGCCAACACCUUUCAGUACAACCCCAUCCGCAGCAGCUUCGCCGCCAACCCGACCUGCCAGCCGUUGGGCACGGCCAAUUGCGCCCUGGGCGCACUGCGCGACCACCAGCCCUCGCCCUACUCCACAGUUCCCUACAAGUUCUUCUCAGACCCCUCCACCAUCAACGAGAAAAGGAAGCAGCGGAGGAUCCGGACAACGUUCACCAGCUCACAGCUGAAAGAGCUGGAGAGAGUGUUUGCCGAGACUCACUAUCCAGACAUCUACACCAGGGAAGAGCUGGCCCUCAAAAUAGACCUCACUGAAGCCAGAGUGCAGCCGUUUUCUCCUGAGUCAGACCCUCGUUCUCCCAAGAUCGGCCUUGUCUUCUCUGACCCGUUGAGAAGGGAUUUACUUUUUUGUGCCCUCAGUAACCCAAACAACCUGCAGUCCUUAGGAACUGGCACAGACGAACGAAUAGUUUUCUAG